CGCUUGACUAGAUAUCCCCGGAUUGCUGAGAAUGGGAUACCCACAUAUUUUCAACUCUAUCCGAACGACUUUUCUAUCCCUGGCUAGGACUAGCCUACUGCAUUCAUACCGUGUUACAUCAUGAAGAGGAAACAGCCACAACUUGAUUUGAACGAUAUAGCAUACCCUAAAAUCAGCGACCAAUAGCAUCGUGCAGCCCGGACGUGAGAUUAGCUCAGAGUGGUUGUCGGACAGUAAACGUGAAGUGCAAAUUCGGGUCUGCUUUUUUGCACUCUCAUUGGCCUACCGUAUCUCCAUCCCGGAGUUACUGCCAUUGAUCCACACCCCACCCGACGUUUGCAUUCAAAUGUUGGUACGAAGCUACGAGCUAAACAUAUGAGAUCCAGUAUAAAGCUCAGCCGUAUUCUUGCGAAACGGAAGGCAUACAUAAAGUCAAUUCCAUUGUCUACGAAUUAAGCAAAAUGGCCUCCAUUGCAAAAAAGAUUGUGUUGGUCACGGGAGCAAACAGCGGCGUAGGCCUUGAGCUGUCAGCCCAGCUUCUCUCCAAAGGCCAUCAUGUGCUUUUGGGACACCGGAAUCCAUCCAAAGGAACCACCGCUCUCCAGCAUCUCCAAUCUCUCAACCUCCCGGGUACCCAGGAACUAGUUCAUCUCGAUGUGACCGACGAUGCUACCAUCACAGCUGCCGCGUCCACCAUCGCCAAUACUCAUGGCAAGCUCGAUAUCCUCGUUAAUAACGCUGCUGUGGCUCUACCUCCGGGAACCACCGAUCGCCUCCAGCUCCAGCAGGCCUUCGAUACAAACGCCAUUGGACCGUACGUCCUCACAAAGGCACUCCUUCCCUCACUUCUCGCCUCCACUGACCCCUCUGGAGCGCGCGUCAUCAACAUAUCCUCUGGUAUUGGUAGUAUCGGACGAAAAAUGGAUACCACGUCGCCAUUUCACAAGUUUGGUGGGGUGCCAUAUCGCUCAAGUAAAACGGCGCUAAACAUGGUCUCUGCUUGUCAAUAUGUGGAGUAUGGGGACUUGGGGAUCAAAGUUUUCUUGUAUGAUCCGGGUUUCACAGUGAGUAACUUGAGCGAGAAUAACACGGCGGAGAAAGGAGCGAGGUCCGCUAGGGAGAGUGUGCUACCUCUUAUGGAUGUGCUGGAAGGAAGGAGAGAUGAUGAGUGCGGGGGCUUCCUGCAUAAUACUGGGUCAUGGCCGUGGUAGAUGUGAGGAUGAGCUUUAUGCAAUAGCACGUAGUUAAACAUGGAAAGAGAUUGCAAUGUACCUCGUUAAUUCCCGGCAAUUCAAGUCAACAAGACCUGGUUUGGUACUCGCAUCUGUCUGGUGCCCAUGGACAUGCUUAUGCCACGCCACCUUUCCGCUUCAGAUGUGGUUUCCUCAUUAUCAUUAUAGGCAGGAGCCGCGAUAUGACUUCCCAUUACCAAUCUUGUCUGAAGGAUCAUGGAUCGUGCUUCUUACGUAUUCUAUCGUCAACAGCAAACCAAGGCCUAUCGUUAAUACACGCCUGCGUUACCGACUCUCUGCUUUCCACCAGGAUCCUCUCUCGCUCCUCCCCCAAGGUCUUAGAUUUCCUCGUACAAGAAAUACAGCCUCAGUUACAAUAUGGAGCGUACAAGCAAAGAGAAAGUCGAGAGCUCCUCAGGUUCAAGCCAGCAAGCUGAUCCCAGCAUGCCUUCACAACAGCUCGAAUCUACGAAUCAAUCUA
This is a messenger RNA of Periconia digitata, 1713 nucleotides long. NCBI's taxonomy places the organism in Eukaryota, Fungi, Ascomycota, Dothideomycetes, Pleosporales, Periconiaceae. The record is from the annotation of a GenBank genome assembly.